AAUGAAAUCCGAAGCGCUAUUUUGAUGCGUAUUUUGAAUCGACAGAAACGGCUGCGCGAGACUCAAGCUUGGAUCCGACACGUCUUUCUCCCACUACGCAAACUAUUAAAACUGGUACUGUUUGCACCCUACGAUGAGGAAGAGUGAGGUGCUUGCUGCAGAGGCAGUGUCAUGCCUCAAUAAAGCCCUGUGCCACCUGAAGGACAUUUGGGAGGAGAUUGGCAUCCCAGAGGAACAGAGACUGGAGAGAACAAAUGUGGUCAAAACUCACAUCAAAGGUCUUCUGGACAUGAUGAUUGCAGAAGAGGAGAGUCUGAGGAAGCGUUUGAUGACCAGUAUGGACACCUGUCGUAAAGAGCUAAAUAAAGUGUGCUUGGAGCUGCAGCUUCCUCCGUAUCAGGAGGAGAGGGCAAACACAAUGCUUCAACAAGAGAAAGAUAUACGAACCUGUCUUGAAGUUAUGUUGAAACAGAAAGGUCAGAGAAUGCAGACGCUUAAAACCCUCAUCGAGCAGGAUCAGGACCUCUGUGACAUUCUCUGCUCGGAGCCGUUCUCUAUCUCUGCAAGCGCAGUUCCUUCCCUGGAGCAACUCGAACGCUUCCGACAACACAUUGCACAACUGGUGGCCGAAAAGGAACAAAGACACAUCAAGUUUGUUGCGCUGAAGAAAAAGAUAAUACUUUGUAUGGAUGAUCUGGAUCAGCUGCCUGAGAGUAGUUUUGAAAAGGAUCUUGUCUGCGAGGACGAAGAGGCUUUUUGUCUCUCCAAAGACAACAUUGACUCCCUUAAGGUCCUCCUUCACGAGCUUGAGAGCAGGAAAGCUGAGAACGAGCGUAUUUGUGGGUCAUAUCGAGAAAAGAUCCAGGAGCUAUGGGACAGGUUGCACAUCUCACAGGAGGAACGUGAUGCUAUUGCUGAGCACAUGACCAUGUCCAAGAAGAGGAACAUGGAAGCUUUGCAAGCUGAAGUUCAACGUCUUGAGGAAUUGAAGCUUAGAAACAUUCAGGAUCUUACAAAGGCUAUUCGAGAGGAAAUUACGGUGGUCUGGGAUAAAUGCUUCUACAGCACCGAUCAGCGCCAGGCUUUUCUGCCCUUCUAUGAUGAUAAUUUUAGUGAAGAACUUCUGAACUUUCAUGAAUCUGAGAUUCAGCGCCUAAAACAGCAUUAUGAAGAUCACAAAGAACUUUUUGAAGGUGUUCACAAAUGGGAGGAGAGUUGGAGGCUUUUCUUGGAGCUUGAAAAAAAAGCCACAGAUCCAUCCAGAUUUACCAACAGAGGAGGAAACCUUUUAAAGGAGGAGAAACAACGAUCAGACCUACACAAAGGUCUCCCUAAGCUUGAAAAGAAGCUGAAAGCCCAGAUCGAGCAGUGGGAGCAGGAACAAGGCAGAGAAUUUCUGGUCCAGGGUCAGAAGUUCAUGCAGUUUGUUUCUGAGCAGUGGGAACUCUAUUGUCUGGAGAAGGAGCGGGAAAAGCAGGAACGGCAAUUGAAAAAGAGCAAACAGACAGAGGAGGACAUGCUGUAUGGCACAGCUGUACGGUCACCAAGUAAACGAAGAUUUUUGGGCAGUAUGACGCCUUGCAAGGCACGAAAGCUAAACGCUACUUCCAGCACUUCCACUGGCGCCUCUAACAGCACUAUGCGCUCUGUAUUUUGUGGAACUGUCUGCCACUCGCCCGUGUCCCGCCCUCCAAUAUCAGCCAGCAAGGGUAAUUCCUUGAAAACCCCGGUUCGAGGGAAACCUCCUCAUCAAGGCCUGGCAGAACGUAAUAAGGAGAAUGUCUGUCAUCUUGCGUAUGGUACAGGUGGUGUGUUGAAGACUCCAGCUAGCCCACAGCGCAACUUCAGCAUCAACUCUGUUGCCAGCACCUAUUCUGAGUUUGCGGAAAUAGUCAACGUUGAGUCCAUUCAAUCAAGGUUUGUUUAAAUAUGAGCAUUUAUUAUAAGUGCAUGCUUACUUUAACACACUUGCUACAGCUCAGUGACUUUCAGUGAUUUUCCUAUAAGCUGAACUCUAUGAAUUUGUUAGGAGAUUGUUGUAUUUUAUUUUUGACAAAUUGUUGAAUAAAAUCUAAAGAAAAUUAAUUCUAAAACGAAUUACCUAGCAUGUUAAUUUGAGGAGUUUAAUAAUGAAAGAAUUCAGUUAUGAACAUUAUUCUGUAGUGCGUUGAAGCGUGUUAUUUUAUUAUCAUUGAUGUUUGUCUGUUAUCCCACUUUUUGAACCCUUGUCUGCUCAUUCAGCUGAACUGUCACACACGCCCUCUUUCACUCAGUGUAACCUCUAACCCAGUUUUUUGAGCUGCGUAGACUGUGUGUGUCUCUUGAACCUUCUUUUCACUUUGCCAUAUCUUUGACCGGAUUUUAACUUUUAACUCUGUCACCAUCAAAUAUCCCCUGCAAUCUGUCAAUACAUUAGGUCAGAGUACCAUCGCAUACAGCAAAAUUAGAUUGAAGAAAAUGGAGUGUAUUUUUAUAUAUAUA
Molecule: messenger RNA, 2481 nt
Organism: Ictalurus punctatus (channel catfish)
Lineage: Eukaryota; Metazoa; Chordata; Actinopteri; Siluriformes; Ictaluridae
Gene: prc1b
Product: protein regulator of cytokinesis 1b
Exons: 14
Coding region: 134-1927 (597 amino acids)
Biological process (GO): microtubule cytoskeleton organization; mitotic spindle midzone assembly
Cellular component (GO): cytoplasm; spindle; mitotic spindle midzone
Molecular function (GO): microtubule binding
Source: RefSeq, a predicted model, not a curated record